Dentiscutata erythropus is the source of this 842-nucleotide messenger RNA. NCBI's taxonomy places the organism in Eukaryota, Fungi, Glomeromycota, Glomeromycetes, Diversisporales, Gigasporaceae. The record is from the annotation of a GenBank genome assembly.
CUCGCGGUGGCGGUAUUCAAAAACGCGGUGCUGCUGUUGGCGGCCGUGGAACUCGUGGAGGUCGUGGAGACCGUGGACGUGGACGUGGCGGUGGAAGAGGGGGCCGGGGCGGCAAGCCUGGAGUUAAAGGAGGAUCUAAAGUUAUAAUUGAACCACAUAGACAUCCUGGCGUUUUUGUUGCUCGUGGUAAAGAAGAUCUUCUUGUUACUAAAAAUCUUGUAAGUGGUGAAUCCGUAUAUGGCGAAAAGAGAAUUUCUGUUGAAGGACUAGAUGGCGUUAAAAUUGAAUAUCGUGUUUGGAAUCCAUUUCGAUCUAAAUUGGCAGCUGGAAUUCUUGGUGGUGUUGAUGAUAUAUAUAUUGCACCUGGAAAAAAAGUAUUGUAUCUUGGAGCUGCUUCAGGAACUACAGUUUCACAUGUUGCAGAUAUAGUUGGACCAGAGGGUGUAGUCUAUGCUGUUGAAUUCUCUCAUCGAUCCGGACGUGACCUCAUUAAUGUCGCCAAGAAACGUACUAACGUAAUUCCAAUUAUCGAAGAUGCACGCCAUCCGCAAAAAUAUCGUAUGUUGAUGAACAUGGUAGAUGUUAUCUUCGCGGAUGUAGCACAACCAGAUCAAGCACGCAUUAUUGCUCUGAAUGCACAUCAUUUCCUUAAAAAUAACGGAAAUAUUGUUAUAUCAAUCAAGGCAAAUUGCAUUGAUUCAACCGUUGAAGCAGCCACAGUAUUCGCAAGGGAAGUAAAAAAACUUCAGGAAGAGCGAAUAAAACCUCUAGAACAACUUACUUUAGAACCAUACGAAAGAGACCACGCUCUAGUAAUAGGAAGAUAUGUAAGAGCACAAUAA